GUCACUGCCGCCAUGGCGGCGCCGCGCCCCGGCCGCGUCUCCGUGCUGCUGCCCACCUACAACGAGCGCGACAACCUGCCCCUCGUCGUGUGGCUGCUGGCGCGCACCUUCAGCGACAGCAGGAUCGACUAUGAAAUUAUCAUCAUAGAUGAUGGGAGCCCGGAUGGGACACAGGAAGUUGCUCAGCAGCUGGAAAAAAUAUAUGGAUCGGAUAAAAUACUUCUGCGACCCAGAGCAAGGAAGUUGGGCCUGGGCACUGCUUACAUUCACGGGAUGAAGUAUGCCUCUGGGGAUUUCAUCGUUAUCAUGGAUGCUGACCUCUCCCACCACCCAAAAUUUAUUCCAGAGUUCAUCAGAAAGCAGAAAGAAGGCAAUUUUGAUAUUGUGUCUGGAACAAGAUAUAAAGGAAAUGGAGGAGUGUACGGCUGGGAUUUGAAAAGAAAGUUAAUCAGUCGUGGAGCCAAUUUUCUGACUCAGGUCUUGCUGAGACCAGGAGCAUCAGAUCUAACAGGCAGUUUCAGGUUGUACAGGAAAGAAGUCUUACAGAAGCUGAUGGAGAAGUGUGUUUCUAAGGGAUAUGUCUUCCAGAUGGAGAUGAUUGUCCGGGCCCGGCAGCUGGGAUUCACCGUUGGAGAGGUUCCCAUCUCCUUCGUGGACCGCGUCUAUGGAGAAUCCAAACUGGGAGGCAACGAAAUUGUCUCCUUCCUCAAGGGGCUCUUGACCUUGUUUGCUACAACCUGAGAGUUCAUCCUAAAGUAAUUUUGCUAGACAAACAUUUUCUGACGUCCGUGUAGAUUUAAACAUAAAAUGGCAAAAGCUUGAUCAUUUGUGUGGUGGCCAGAAGACCUGCUAUGACCUAACAAAUAAACAGGCAUCAACAAUAAAUCAAACAUUCUGCAGCCCAGAAUGCUCCUUCCGACAGAAACGGACUGGAUGUCAAAGUAAAAAUUAAUAAAGGCUAAUGCUUUUCUAUUUUUGUAAGAAUAAUUGUCUUAAUAAAGAACACAAAGCUAAAUGAUCUUUUGCAUUUGGAAAUGAAUCACUAUUCAGCAGAAGCUAAGGAUAAUUUUGAAAUAAAGAUGAGCAAGGACCAAAAA
This is a messenger RNA of Motacilla alba alba, 1097 nucleotides long. It is a transcript of the gene DPM1, whose product is annotated as dolichyl-phosphate mannosyltransferase subunit 1, catalytic. Gene Ontology annotation, molecular function: dolichyl-phosphate beta-D-mannosyltransferase activity. Gene Ontology annotation, cellular component: endoplasmic reticulum membrane. The coding region runs from base 13 to 741 and encodes 242 amino acids. The transcript is spliced from 9 exons. Lineage: Eukaryota; Metazoa; Chordata; Aves; Passeriformes; Motacillidae. Gene Ontology annotation, biological process: GPI anchor biosynthetic process; protein O-linked glycosylation via mannose. The record is from RefSeq and is a predicted model, not a curated record.